AUGGGUUGGACCCUCCUCGAUGACAAGGAGGAAAAUGAGCUGCACAAGUCUCGACUGCUCAACGUCGAGGAGAAGCCGUUCAAGCGCGUGACUAAACGCCUAGGCAUGCUCCACAAGGUUGUGGUGUUUGAUGGCAUUAAGAGAGCACCGACUCCCCCACCUGAGAGCAACGACCCUGAGAAGGAGAAACAACCUACCGCCACGGAUCUGCCUCAGAUAAAAGAGAACGUCACCCUCGACUUCGCGGCCUUCGACAGCAGCAUUGCGCGCCUUCAGUUUCUGCUGACGGCUAACGAGCGCGAGCGUGAGCGCUAUGCUGCCGACCGAGACCGCAUCGCCAACACGUCGCAGUCCGUCCGCGAAAAUACGACUCAGCUGCGUCUCCAACUUGACCAAGCACGUGCAACCCUGGAACAGCGCAAGAAGUUUGACGAGCUUGCUGAUAAGAUCACGAUCAAUCCUUCACUGCGCCCGAGGAUGGAGCAAGCGGUGAAUCUGAGGAAACUUGAAGAAGAGAUUGCCGAACUCGAGGCUGAGAGCCAGACGUACGGGGUAACAUGGCGCGAGAGACGGGACCAGUUCGCUAAGAUCAUGGAUGAGAGCAUGCGGCUACGGCGUCUGAUCCGAGACGAGCAGGAGGAGGUGGAGCGCCGCGAGGGUAUGGACGACGGAGAGGCCGAGGUCGGACAGACGCCGAGACCGGGUCUGGUAAGCGGUAACGCUACGCCCCGGCCCGAUAGUGGCCUUCUACCUAAGGGUGGUGUUGAGAGCGGCGAGUCCGUAGGGACGCCGCGUCCACUGUCUACAACGGGUGGCCGCACUCCGCGCGACAGCCCAGCGCCUGGCCAGGACAGCCAGCAGCUACGCAGACAUCGGCCUGACCACCUUGCUGCGAGCAUAUCAUUUGCUGGCAGUCAAGCGCCCAGUCGAGAGGCUUCGGUAGACAGGGCAGACACCAAGACUGACCAGGGCGACGGAGAGGAUGUCGACAUGGGCGAGAUCGAUGACGACGACGACGAAGAGCCUGAUAGCCCCCUGACACCGCUCCCAGCAGAAGACAAUCCACAGAUAGUGAUCGACGGCGAUGAGUCUGGGGAAGAGGAUAAAAUGGAUACAACGUAG
Molecule: messenger RNA, 1122 nt
Organism: Lasiosphaeria miniovina
Lineage: Eukaryota; Fungi; Ascomycota; Sordariomycetes; Sordariales; Lasiosphaeriaceae
Product: Tho complex subunit 7-domain-containing protein
Exons: 1
Coding region: 1-1122 (373 amino acids)
Biological process (GO): mRNA processing
Cellular component (GO): THO complex part of transcription export complex
Source: RefSeq, a predicted model, not a curated record